AUGUAUGUAAUUAAAAAUACUGUCAUUGUUAAUUUUAGAUCAAUUUAUAAAAAUGUAUAUAAUUUUCCUCAAUGUAAUAAAAUUAUGAAAGAUAUAUUAUUCGAAAAAGUUGGUGAUAUGGGUCCUGUUAAUAGAUUCUUUUCUAAAUAUAAUAUUAGGAAUAAUAUACUUGAUGCAAUAAAAUGUCAAAAAGCUAUGUUAUAUGUAUUAGACAUAGAUAUUAAAAGUAAUUUUUAUAAUGUGACUAAAGAAUCUGGUUUUUUAUACUUGAAUUAUUGGUUAUAUAAUAAUAUAAAGGCGGAUGAUAAAAGCAGGGAAACACAGAAGAUUUAUGAAGCAUUGUUAAAGGAUCAUAAAAGUAUAUAUACAGACUCUAAUUGCCUUGAAUUUAAACAUUACACCAUUACAAGUACUCAUAUAAAGUGGAUCAAUAAGAUGUAUAGUAUGUAUGAGUGCCUUAACGGAAUGAAACAUAAAGAUGAAUCUUAUUCUAUAGACCCAUUAUGUAACGCACUGAAAGACUUUAUAAAUAAGUAUGAAUCAGAAGUUCAAAAUGACACUGAAAAAUCACAAAAUCCAACAUUAUUUGACAAAUGCAAAAAUAAUACAAGAGUUCCUACAAUAAUUAUUACAAUUGUAGCAUUGUUAAUAUCAAUUGUAUUUCUUGUAUUAUAUAAAACUCCGAUUGGUUCAUAUUUUCAGUCCUUACUAAUAAGAAAAAGGAACGAUUGUAAUAUUAUGGAUUCAGAAACAAAUAAUCUGCAACCACCUAGUAUAUCUCAAUGCGCUUCAAACUACAAUAAAUAUGAUAUUUUAUAUCAUUGUAACUAA
Plasmodium gonderi is the source of this 831-nucleotide messenger RNA. Its product is annotated as variable surface protein. The transcript is spliced from 3 exons. The coding region runs from base 1 to 831 and encodes 276 amino acids. NCBI's taxonomy places the organism in Eukaryota, Apicomplexa, Aconoidasida, Haemosporida, Plasmodiidae. The record is from RefSeq and is a predicted model, not a curated record.